Messenger RNA from Polyodon spathula (Mississippi paddlefish), 1990 nucleotides. RefSeq names its product cysteine-rich hydrophobic domain-containing protein 2. NCBI's taxonomy places the organism in Eukaryota, Metazoa, Chordata, Actinopteri, Acipenseriformes, Polyodontidae. The transcript has 6 exons. The record is from RefSeq and is a predicted model, not a curated record. Bases 160 to 660 code for a protein of 166 amino acids.
UCCCCGUGCUUGUGCUGCUGCAGAUGUUGAUGUUGUGGUGGUGGACGGGUGAAACUACUGAUCGCUAGUUUACUUUUUUUUUCCUACUUAUAAUUUUGCUCUUGUCAUUGGGGUUUUCUCUCUCUGCGCUUCUCCAGGGGAGAGCAGCGUAGGGAACUGAUGAUGGCGGACUUUGAUGAGAUCUACGAGGAGGAAGAGGACGAGGACAGGGCCGUGGAGGAACAGCUGCUCAAGUACUCUCCGGACCCGGUGGUGGUGCGCGGAUCCGGCCACGUCACAGUUUUUGGACUUGGCAACAAAUUUGAGUCCGAGUUUCCCUCAUCAUUAACCGGAAAGGUUGCUCCAGAGGAAUUCAAAGCCAGCAUUAACAGGGUUAAUAGCUGCUUAAAAAAGAACCUUCCUGUCAAUGUGCGAUGGCUGCUUUGUGGCUGUCUUUGCUGCUGCUGCACUCUUGGCUGCAGUAUGUGGCCUGUCGUUUGUCUCGCCAAAAGAACACGAAGAUCGAUCGAGAAGUUGUUAGACUGGGAAAACAAUAGGUUAUACCACAAGCUGUGCUUGCACUGGAGGCUGAGCAAAAGGAAAUGCGAAAGGAAUAACAUGAUGGAAUAUGUCAUCCUAAUAGAAUUUUUACCGAAGACCCCAAUCUUCCGACCAGACUAGCAUUUGAUCUGUUUGAGACUCAUUUCAGUGUGUUUUCCUUCCAAUGGUGCCUUGCUUGGUACUGUCCUGGUGGUGAUAUAGAAAUUAUCUGACAGAACCUUGUGGUUACAAUAGAAGCGUUUUCCACUUCCCACACAGCUUCCAAACCAUAGAUCCUCGAGUCUUACCCUCCAUCACCUGUCUUGCUUUGUACUUGAACACACCCUGAAUCUGAAUAAUAGAAAAGGAAAACCUCCAGCUUUUGCUUGCCUGAAAACUUGUACAAAUCAGCAGUUGUUUGUUUGUUUGUUUCAUCCUUGUAUAAUGCUGAUUUAAAAUAUUUAAUGGGAAACACUACCUUAGUUUGCCCUUAUGUUUUCCAUCAUGUGUUAAACAUUCCCACAGUUAAAUGUAUCUGUUUUCUACAUGCUAGCUUAUCUAAAAUCAAAGAGCUCACCUAUUAUUUUAUAAUGAAUCUUGUCAGCUGGUUCUGCAAAAGAUCUACCUUAUUACUCUUAGAAAUGUAAAUGUUUUUAUAUGGAAACAAAAUCAAUAGGGUUUUUGCAUGUUUCUGACCAUUGCUGAGGCUCAGGACCUUAAAAUGCACUAGUGUUGCAGUCUAGAAUGGAUAUAUUCUCUUUUUCAGGUAGGUGCCAUAUUUAAUGGCUUUAUUUUUGAUUAUUUUGUUUGCUUUUUUUUUUUUUUUUUGAUACAUGGGGGUGUACAAAUAUCAGAUGUUUACUUUUUACCAGUAUAAUUUAGUGUAUGUAUAGUGUUAACUGUAACGUGUUUGGGUUCUAUAACUAUGACAAGAAUUGCGCUGCGGCAAACGCAUAACUGUUGAAAGGUCAAGUUAUGUAACAUUCAUCAAUACUGUCACACAUUGAUCUAAUACUAUGCUCAAGCAUUUUGAAAUCUAAGGUAUUGUUAAAUUUACCUUAAGGCAAAAACUGUGCCGUUUUGUUUUUCCCAAAUAAUGUGUGAACAGAUAUUUUUUCACCCCUCAGUUUAGAUCAAUGUAUUUUUUUGCUUUCUUUUUUUUGGUAUUAACCUGUAUUUUUAUUUUAUUUUUUGUAAUAUAUUUUAUAACAAACACUGUAUCGGUUGUCCUGAAAUGCUUUCAGUAUGAAUUAUGAAACACCUUACAAAUGUGGAGAGAUGUGUAUCUGUUGCCUUUUAUACAACAGAUUAUUUCUUCAGAAAGGUCAGUCUGUAAUCUUCAUUCACGGUAAUAGUUUUAAGUAAACAUUUAAACUUAUUUAUGCAAAAUGAUUUUUUUUUUCUUACACUAUACGUAUAAAGAGCAUGAAAUAAGUUCAUGCUUAUUACAAUGAAAAUAAAAAAUCUGCUG